UCCUUAUAGCAUCGUCUCUAACGCAUCUCUCUGGUUUUCUUUGUGUUUCUCUCAUCUGUCUCAAUGUUUGAACAGUAAGCGAAACAACAAAAAAAUAAUACAGAGAGAUGGGUAGAGCUCCUUGUUGUUCUAAAGUAGGGUUGCAUAGAGGUCCAUGGACUCCCAGGGAAGACACAUUGCUCGUCAAGUACAUUCAAGCUCACGGUGAAGGUCACUGGAGAUCCCUCCCUAAGAAAGCAGGGCUACUUAGGUGUGGAAAGAGUUGCAGGCUGAGAUGGAUGAACUAUCUAAGACCAGAUAUUAAGAGAGGUAAUAUAACACCCGAUGAGGAUGAUCUCAUCGUCAGACUGCAUUCUCUUCUCGGAAACCGCUGGUCUCUCAUCGCCGGACGGCUCCCUGGUCGAACCGAUAACGAGAUUAAAAACUACUGGAACACCCAUCUCAGCAAACGUCUUUUAAGCCAAGGGACCGAUCCCAACACCCACAAGAAACUACCAGACCCGGUCGUGGUUGAAGUUCAACUGGUGAGGAAGCGAAAGAAAACCAUCUGCAGCAGCAGCAAACCAAAAAAAACAGCCGAACCAGAAAAACACAAAAUCCAUCUUCCGAAACCCAUUCGAGUUACAGCUUCGGUUCAGUGUACCAACACAUUCACCACUGUGUCUUCGAGCCAAGGAGGAGGAGAGGUACUGCAAGCUCCCUGGACCGAAUAUGUCAAUGCUGACGAAAACGGGACAGGGUUUUUAUCUGGUUAUGAUAAUAAUGAUGAUCGUGAUCAUAUCAACGGCUCAGAUUUCGAGUGUCAGUCUCUUCAUCAUCAUCAUCAAGUAUAUGGUACCGAAGAUGAUACCAAUUCUCUGGACAAGCUUUACGAAGAGUAUCUGCAGAUUCUGAAGACAAAUGAAGAUCAAGUGCAGAUGGAUUCUUUUGCAGAAUCAUUACCGAUAUGAU
This is a messenger RNA of Hibiscus syriacus, 951 nucleotides long. RefSeq names its product myb-related protein 308-like. The coding region runs from base 108 to 950 and encodes 280 amino acids. Lineage: Eukaryota; Viridiplantae; Streptophyta; Magnoliopsida; Malvales; Malvaceae. The record is from RefSeq and is a predicted model, not a curated record. The transcript is spliced from 2 exons.